Anopheles moucheti is the source of this 8397-nucleotide messenger RNA. RefSeq lists its product as uncharacterized. The record is from RefSeq and is a predicted model, not a curated record. NCBI's taxonomy places the organism in Eukaryota, Metazoa, Arthropoda, Insecta, Diptera, Culicidae. The coding region runs from base 65 to 5320 and encodes 1751 amino acids. The transcript has 6 exons.
GAAAAACGGGUUUAUAUAACAUUAUCUUCGUGCUAUCGAGUUUCUUCGAAUCUACUUCAACAAGAUGCACAGCGGUAGCUCCAUAUCUCCUAAACAUCCUGCCAUUCCAGUUUCAAUCGGCAUCGCAUCUCUUGUGCUGGAAGGAAGAUCAUCCGCACUUGAUGACAGUUCGAUCAAUGCGUCGACCACGGUUUGUGCCACCUCGAGCGUGCCCAUCGGUGGUCAUGGAAAUGGCAGCGGUGGUGGAGGAGCAGGCGGAGGAUCUGCAACAGGUUCCGGAUCGGCAGGUGGCGACGAUGAGGAGGAAGGUGGUGGGUUUUGUGGGCAAAGGCGUACGAGCGAGAGCGCCGGUGGAGCGUCCUCGCUUCAGCAGUGCAGUCUAAUGGCCAUCAAUGAAUCACAGAAAUCGCUAGCCUGGACCUGCUGCCAUACACCGAACGAAUCGCAACGAAUCAACCUGAAGCUGCAGCAAAUUCGCUCCUCCUGUCCGAGCACGAGCAAGAACGAGGUGCAGCAGCUGGUGACGGUGUCGGGCGAACCGAACCGUUUGUCGAGCGGGCGCAGACAUGAAAGGGAAAUUUACGAUUCAUUCCCUAGUGUGGUAUCUCCGCACGAUCCAGUCGCUCGAGCGUCCUCCUCAUCAUCAUCGUCAUCGACUGCAUCGUGGUUUCCGCACGAGCUGCCAAUUUCUACCGCUACCGCUGGUGUCGUCAUCUAUAGUGGAUUCGAGAAAAUGAACGUACUUGGUACCGUGUCGCCCAUCAAGAACCAUCCGAUCGGCAAUAGCUUCAUAAACUUUUCCUCCACCUCGUCAUCGGUUUCUGCCACACCGUCGUCGUCGUCGUCGUCGGCAUCGGUCAGCUCUGGUCAGCCCCGCAAGCCAGCGAUGGGCUAUGCUUCCUCUAAGCUGCAAACGUCGUCGGGCCCGCGGGAAGGACCCCACUGUGAACAGUUUCUAAAGAAAAUCGGACUCACCAAACCGGACACGGCUGACGGACCGGAGCAUCACUGCAGCUAUCGCAACAAAUACUGCCUUCGCUGGCAAGUUUAUUUCAAGCAGCUUUCGUCUAUCCUCACGAACGGUGAAGCAGUUUGUAUCGAGGUUUAUCUUGGGCCAGAAAACCACACCAUUCUUUUGGAGCAAUGGAUUCUGAAGCUGGUAAUGACAAAAUCUCCGGCGACCAUGACCAUCCAGUCACUGUGUGCGGCCAUACGUAGUCAGCUGUACUUUUCACAAAUAUCCGCCUGGACCGAUCUGAUAAAGAAAUCACUAGAACCGGACAUUUUCUCGCAUCCACGCAUAAAAAAGAUAAUCCCUGCGGGCGUCUGCAAAGCUGGCGGUGGUUCUGCUCGCUUUUCAUUGCCGCAGGCAAAGCUCGAUAUUCUGUUUCGCAUUCGAACAUACGACAAUACAGCCUGUUUUAACGAGAAGCCGAAUGUACACAACUUCCCUGAUGCGAGCGUGGCGGAAAAUUUUGUAAUUCAGGUCUGUCUGAAAAGCUUACCACGGCUUGACCGCAUACCGGGUAUCGAUGCCGCCUUGGAUGCAGCGAAAAUGAUUGCGUGUUUGCAGAAGCAGCAGCAAGUCGAUCGCAUACCUUUGCCAUGUCACGAGAAAGGCAAACAUCGAUGCGCUUUCCGUGUGGAGCUGGAGGAAGAGGAGGAUGAGUACGAUCCAUCCAUGAUGGAAGGGGCGGCUGAAGGCGAUGGAGGUGAUGGUGACGUUGGUGGUGACGACAGUUUGCUGCUAACAUCGGCCGCCAUUAGCCACCGCGAGAAACAGCUGCUUAAGUACCGGAAAAGGAUGUUGAAGCGUGAAAGGAAAAAGAAAACAGGUAAUACCGCAGACGGGAACAGUAAUGGCAACUCCACUGGGAGUAAUACUAGCAGCGCGGGUGGCAGUGUCUGCGAUCGGAAUGGUUCAUCAACAGACGGUUCAUCUUACUUAUCAGCGAAAAGUUACAUCAGUGGUCAGGUUGUUCUCAACGCAGGAGCGAAGCACUCGUCAGCCGCCGCAGGAACCCUAGGAUUAAACAAUGGUGUCAGCAUGAUUGCAAACGAUGGGUGCAGCAACGGAACCUGCCGUAAUGCAUUGACAUCCUCGAUCAACUCGAUUCAGCCUCCGCUUUACUCCUCAAACGAUCAUCAUCAGGCAAUGAUGGUUUGUGAUGACCGUUUUCAUCCAAUCGCUACCAACUCAAAAUCCACCCAAACCGCCACAUCAGGUUUAUCGAACGAUAUGAUACCGCCGGUCGUGUCCGUAGCCACACAAACCGAUCCCACAGUGGCACCGGUUUGCAACGAUUGCAACAAUCGUGCGCGGGAAGCAAACGGAAGCGGCGUAACUGAAUCCUCUGCGAUGGGCGAUAAACAGGUACGGAAAGGUACGGAAGUUAGCCAAAACAUCAACCACGCUAGUAGCAGCAUUAGCAGCACAAACCGUGAUAGAUAUAUGCAAUAUUUUAACGAUUACUAUAGGACUUACAAUAUUAUCAAUGAAAACUGUGAUAAGGGUCCAGCAGCGCCUGUGGGAUGUGUUAGGCAGACACGAAACGAUGUGCCGAUGGAUGAAGGUAGCUUUUCGAGCGUCGUCCAAAAGCCGAGGGCGAAUUGUGCCGAUGUGAGCAGUUACGAUUUGCCCAACACCGCUGUUCGUCGACCGUGUUUCAUUGUCGGAGGAGAUGGAUAUGAGGGCGAUGAGGAUGACGACAGCAGUACCCAGAAAAGGAAUCGUGCAAUUGAUUCUCCCAUCCUCCAACAGGGAGAUCUGCUCCUUCAAGCCAUUCAAAGAACUGCCAUGCUAAACGGGUCCGGAGAGCAGCAUAGCGAGAAGCAAGAGAUCGCUAAAAAUGGGCAUGGACAUAUGGCGUUAAACAACAACAACUACACCACUGCGAACAACAACAUCGUUGAGUGUGUAACAGUGAACGGUGGCAGUGGCGGUGGAGUUAAGAUUGUCGCCAACAUGCAGCAUGGCCAGCAGAUAGAGGCCGGGCGCAACGAGAAGGAGGACAGGGACAGUAUCAAAUUGGCAGCAAAAUGUGAAUCAAGCGAUUGUGAUACCUUCAGCAAGGAAAAGAAGCUAGAUUUAGGUGACUGUCGACUGUGCAAGCGACAAAAAACGAAGCAUAAUUUUAAACUAAACCUUACUACGCUGUUAUCCUCGUCGUUAGCCUUUAAAGGGCCGUCGCCAGUUUCGUACUCCUCGAAAAAGGAAGCGGUGAAGAAAAAUAUGAUCACUACCACCACUGUACUGGAUUGUGGAACCGCCCCACCCGGUUGUCGACGAACGCUGUCGGAGAGUCUAGUCGGACAUCUUACCAUUCCCGAUUCCUCCAGCACAACGUCCACGAUAAGCGGCCAUAGCGCAGCUAGGUGUGAAAGCAGUGUUGGCGAUACCGUUCAUUCUGUCCAUGGACUGAACGAAGGCCAUGGUAUGCUGUAUCCGGACGGUGAAGAUCUUAGCCCGAGUGAUAGUCCGAUGCUGAGCAGUUCGACGGGUACGGUUGGAAAUGGUGUUUUUACCUUCGAGCAGAUGAAAUCUUACAGGCGUGCGUUCUCUGAAGAUGUGAUUGACACGAUAACCACGGGAACCAGGGCGUACGCUAUCAAUGAUCGUAAUCAAGCCACUGAAGAGGACAGCACCGAGGAUGAUGGCAGUAAUGGCGGUGAUAAUGAGAACGAUCAUGUGUUUUCGAAAGAGCGUAGUGCACACAAAAUGUGUGGCUGUGUUGCUAAUCGUCGUUCGACCAAUGAUGAACGUUCACACGUGCAGGGAACGACAGGGAAAUGUGGACAUCAAAUUACACGUUGUCAUCGACCUCAUACUUCGACACCGGCAGCAGCGAAUGGUAAAGAUUGUAAGGAACCACUAUAUAUCAGUUGUUCAGAGACGGAUUGUUCUGUAAGCACGGCCAGCAGCGUUUCACCUCAUAAAAAACAAAUUCUGAGUUGUACUGCAAUUGGGAACACCAGACUAUCAGCGGAAACUAAUGCGACCAACGGAAAAGAGGACUGUUGCAGUAACCCAAAGCAGCAGCAUGUACCACAUAAACCAUCCUCGAAAAUCAACCUCAAUUACGUGUUUUGUUUAUCUCCUUUGGCACGCGAUGACUCCGGCUUUACGAGCGGAAGUAGCCCGGCCACAUCGACCUCCUUUCCCGCAACAUCUCCAAUUGCGAUCGAUGGCGCAGGAACGUUCGGUCAUUGCACGAAAAGUACGCGUAAUGUGAAUGGCACGUCCAGUACCGGGUUGUUUCGUUAUGAUUUUGAGGAAACACCUGUUAGUCCUGUUUCGGGUACGGUUAAAUCUAAAUCAGCCCCGGCAUUUCCAUUCUCGCCACCAUCUGGUGGUGGUGCUCUUUCGCCACGCUUUUUCCGAAAUGCACAACGUCACCAUCGUACGCGUUAUCCUUCGGAGCGAUCUUCCUUCUCAGAGAGAUCAUCGAUCGGUUCGGAUGAACAACUAUCGGAUGAUGAUCUGUCGUCAUACUUGCUGGAUUCAUCGAACGGUGGUAGCUAUUGCAGUCCGCUCUCAGGACAUCAACAACUGCCGAUUGAGGAUGGUACCGUUGGGUCGGCAUUGAAGAUGGGUCGUUAUACGGCGCGUUCCCCAGCAUGUCUUCUACCCACGGCGCAGAUGUUGAGUAAGGUGCUGAACAGGAAUUUAUUCAAGUUUGGCCGUGCACCAAUGCUGGGAACGCUAGAAGAGUCACUGCUGCAACGUCGUCUCACCCCAAAAUACCAGGUUGCUGAUUUUAAGGUGCUGCUUGGUGCUUCUGGUAGCUUCUGUCCGACGCAACUUACCAUACCAGCAGCAUCCUAUUUCUACGAGCUCCCUGGGCAACAUUUAACCACACCGUAUGUGUGUGAAUUACGUCUUCCAAGAAAGGGAUAUUCAAUACCGCGCACCGGCACCGUCCAAGCAACGUUGCUCAACCCCUUGGGAACGGUGGUGCGGAUGUUUGUCGUUCCGUACGAUUUUCGAGAUAUGCCAGCAAUGUCCACUACCUUCAUACGGCAGCGCAUACUCGCUUGCGACGACAGCAGCCUUAAGCUGCUCGGCAAAAACAUCGAACAACUUAGCAAUGCUGAACAAAUGAAGCUACUUCGUUAUGCGAUCCAUUUGCGGUUUCAAACAUCGCGAUCUGGAAAAUUGUCGCUUCAUACGGACAUCCGGCUGCUGAUAUCCCGCCGCACGGACUGUGAUACGGCCGCUGCCCAUGCGAAAAAUUUGCUCGAGUCCCCGAACGAACUGAAAGUGGUUACCAUUAUACCGGAUAGUCCCAAAUUUAGUUUACGUAUCGAUAAGCAACAGUAAUGUUUCGUUGCAAAAAUGUCCCACAGGAAGAAUAACGCUCUCGAGAAAAGUAUAGGUCCGAAUCGAAGCUUGUCAGACCCGAGCUUGUGAAUUUGGCGCUUGUAGAAAGCCACAGGCAUACGUUCUCCGCUUUCUUCCAGGAACAAACACUUGAGGGUGAUUUAUGUUUGGAUUUCAGUUUUUUUUAUUUUUUAACCUUUGCACAUACUCUGGUCGUUUGGUAAUAGUAAUCGUGCAAAACGUUAUUCAUUAGGCAGUUUUACUUGUUUACGCAAUUUUACUAUAGCAAUAUGAAUUACAUUGUUCCAAAAAUGUCUCUGUUUGUCAUACUCGUAUUUGAGUUAUUUAAUUUACCAUUCAACAUUGUGUAAUCUGGGGCUCGAUUAGCUUACAGGCUAAGCGUUGUGCAAAUCACGUAAAAUGAGCGUUUUUCUUCACGCCGGUACUCUUUAUAGAAUUACUGGGGGGUUUGAAAAAGUUGCAGUUAAAUUGAAUCAUGUUUUGUUUUUCUUUAAAAAAUAGAAUUGCCACUUUCACAGUGGAGUGCAAUUUGGACGUGUCACGAGUAAUUGUGAUGAGCAAAAACUUUAGAAUCGAAAGGAAUAAACCGUUUGGCAAACUUCGAGAAGUCGUUAAAACCAUCUGAAAGAUACAAGCAAUUGUGAUUAAUAGAUCGGUUUAGAUUUAUGCUGUGAUUGAUAAAAGAAGCGUAAAUGAUAUAUUAGAAGCAAACGCAAACAACUGUGUGUGUAUAUGCAAAUGGUGUGUAUGCGAUCAACAAUGAAAAAACGAUAACAAAAAAAGAGAAAAAAAUAUUAUCAUUCCGGAACAAAUGGAAAAUGUUGCAACACAUAAUGUGCAAAUAAAAGAAAACAAGCAAAAAAGUGACAUUAACAAGGGAAAAUGACGAAAAGAUGUAUUUCUUUACGAGAGCGCGUUUCAAGCUUCCGAGUUAAAGACGGGAGGUGAACAAACGAUAAAACAACAGCUGUAAAUAGGACAUUCUUAAAUGUGAUGCCAAGAAGAAAGCACGAAAGGAUGGAAGGUGUUGUUAGUGUAGAUCGAUCGUAUGUUUCUUUUUGGUUUAUCACGCAUGUGCAGUGUGACAAAAUGUGUAACCAUAACCGCGUUAUGGUGAUUCAGCGUUAUUGUUUCAGUUAAUGUUUUCCUUCGGACAAUAUUUUACCUUCGUCCCCGUAUCGCUGCUGUUUGUUACACGAUCGUAGAACAUUAAGCGUAGAGCAAGAGCAAUACCUGUGAUGCUGAGUUUUGUUCAUCAAGUUAAUCCGAGUCGUCUUCAACGAAACAAUUUCUCUCGUCUCUGGAGAGUAUAAUCUUUUGCAAAUGCAAUUCCUUUCUUCUCUCCGUGUUAGUGAAAUGCUUGCGAUAAUAAUGAUAUAUCCUAUCGAUGGUUAGUAAAAAAAGCAACAUACAACUGUUAUCGAAUGGGGAAUGAGCGAUACAUGCAUACAUAUUAGAUUCAACACACUGCCAUAUUAGCAGAAUUGGGAGAAAACCGUGGAAGGAAGAACAUAAUAAUGCGCACUAGUGGCGAUAACAAUUCAACACACAAUCCGCUAAUCGAUGCAUGCGUUAAAAGUUGUACUCCAAAAAAACGUAGCUAAAGGUCGGUCUUAUAGAGUCUAGUGUUAUGAAAAUGUCUAUACCGGCAUUUAAUAGCGCCGUGUUGCAACCGAAACGGGGGCUCUAUAUUUGUAUGUAAUAAUGGUGCUUUUUCUCCUAGAUAAACAAAAGGCGAAUGAAUAGAAGAUCCCUAUUGUUAUUGUUCUUUUUGGACAAAAACAUCAAAUAUCAUUUUGUCAUUGGUAGCAGAUGAUGGAGAUAUCUGUGUGGGAAUGUUGAUCAUGCAUGUUGAUGCAUUCAGUUAAAACGAUCGAGCAUCGGUAUCACGCGUGCAGCAUGGAUUAGGCAAAUUAUUUCAAGUUGUGUUCCCAUGUUUCAUGCACACACACAGCGUGUAUCGUGUUGUCGGCUGCAGAUUAGGACGACGGAAAAAUUAGAAUGAAAACAUUGAUAACCGCCACCGAUAUAUGAGUUUUGCGAUUGCGAACCUAACUGGAAUGAAACACAAAAAUACACGUGGUACACAAUACAUAUACGUGGUGCAGCACACAGCGCUAGAGAUAUAUAUAUAUAUAUAUAUAGCGCAGCGCAGGACCAGCAUGUGUGGAAACAUAAGGAGCACAUAAAACAAGCAAACAUAAGUAAACUAGUCACCGAACAUAGAAUCGAACCGUUUUAUUCACUGUGGGAGUACAGGCGAGCAAAUUCUUUACUUUACUAACCACCGGAAUCCAGGCUAAACAAAAACAAACAAAAAAAAAACAAACGUCCACCACGUUUUCAAUUACCAUCCAAAUAAAUUUCCCAAUCGUUACACGACAGCUAGUAAUUGUAAAGUAGAGUUUGAUUUGAUAUGCUCCUAAACCUUAAAGUAACAAUAUCGCGUGUGCUCUCAGAAUCGGGCAGGGUACGAUUCAAUUGUACGGCUCUGCGCCAUCAAACAGUGUGGAUCUAUUUUAUGUAAAAUCUCCCCCUACUCGUCGUUGUAUAGUUUAUGUUUUUCAAGCUCUGGUAGACGCGCGAUCGCGCACACAAACAUCGUAGACAUAGAAUGGGCAACACACGAAUUCAACUGCUGGAUCAGAGUGAAAGUUAAACCAAAAAUUAAGCAAACAUUAUACAAGAUAAAUAAGACGGUAGAAAAAAGAAAGCAAACAUCAACAAAAAAAUCGAACAAGGGUCGAAAACAUUGUAGUAGCAUUACAAAGUAACACAACAAUGAAGGGUGUGCGAUAUGCGUUGAAAAGAUACAGGCAAUCGAAUGGGAAAGGAGGAAAUAAUAUUAGCAAAAAGCAAACACACCCACACAUACACAUAUACACACAUACAUAUAAUGCGCGUGGAAUGCAAAAAAUGACGAAGAAAAGUAACAGAAUAACAAUAUACAUUUACUAUAUAUUUAUAUAUAUACAUUUUUUCAGAAAAGUAAUGAAAAAUAUUUAAUAAAGUAAUAAAGAACAAUUGAAUAAUAAUUCACUAGAUGUUCAGUUAAA